AUGGUGGACGAUUACGAGCAGUUCGAGAACAAUGACCGGACAGACGUCGUCGUCGUGUCGCCUGCCGGCUCAACCUCGAACGACGUAGACAUGGAGAAACCGCUCGCCAAUGACUAUGAGGCGAUGAUGUCAAGAGUCCUACCGGUGGACCCGGACCUGGAAACCGAAGCAGAGACCUACCACACAUGGCACAUAAAGAACUGGACAAAGCUGCCGCGGAGGGAGCACGGGCCGAAGUUUGAAUGUGCCGGCGCACCAUGGAGAAUAUUGUUUUUCCCGUACGGUAACCAGGUAGAGCAUGCUUCCUUCUACCUGGAGCAUGGGUGGGAGGACAACGUGCCGGAGGACUGGUACGCUUGCGUACAGUUCGCCUUGGUCCUAUGGAAUCCAAACCACCCAGACAUAUAUAUUUCAAACAGAGCGACUCAUAGAUUCAACGCGGAAGAAUCGGAUUGGGGUUUCACUCGGUUCUGCGAACUACGAAAGCUGUUUCAACAUAUCCAUGACGACAGAGGUGUACCGCUCGUAGACAACCAGGAGGCCUGUCUCACUGCAUAUGUUCGGGUGGUGAAGGAUCCUACUGGCGUCCUAUGGCAUAGCUUCCAAAACUAUAACUCCAAAAAAGAGACUGGCAUGGUUGGCCUCCGAAACCAGGGCGCAACCUGCUACCUUAACUCACUCCUCCAAUCCUUAUUCUUUACCAAUGCAUUCCGAAAGGCCGUAUACCAAAUUCCCACAGAAAAUGAAGCAAAUAAAAAGAACUCUGCCUGGACCCUCCAACGUUUGUUCUAUUCGCUCCAAACAUGUGAAACCCCUGUUUCAACUUCUGAGCUCACUGAAUCCUUUGGAUGGAAGUCGAGAGUAAUCUUUGAACAGCAGGAUGUCCAGGAACUCUCCCGUCUACUCAUGGAGAAGCUCGAGGCGCAGAUGAAAGGCACACCCGCUGAAUUAGCACUCCCGAACCUCUUUGUGGGCAAGGCCAAAACUUACAUCUCGUGUAUCAACGUUGACUAUGAAUCGUCGCGAAUAGAGGACUUCUGGGAUAUACAGCUGAGCGUCAAAGGAAACAAGACUCUGGACGACAGUUUCAAAUCUUACAUCAACGUCGAGAUCAUGGAUGGGGAGAACAAAUACGACGCCGGAUCUUCACAUGGCCUACAGGAUGCUAGGAAGGGGGUCAUAUUCGAAAGCUUUCCUCCUGUCUUACAUCUUCACCUACAAAGAUACGAAUACGACUUCAACCGGGAUGCGAUGAUGAAAAUCAAUGACCGACAUGAAUUCCCAGAGGAAUUUGAUGCAUCUCCUUAUCUAUCUGCGGAUGCGGACAUGUCUGAACCCUGGGAAUAUAAGCUCUUUGGUGUACUUGUUCAUAGCGGUGACCUUAAUGCUGGCCAUUACUACGCCUUUUUGCGCCCUACCAAGGACGGCCACUUCUACAAAUUCGAUGAUGACAAGGUGAUCAGAGCAACGACCAAGGAGACCUUGGAGGAGAACUUUGGAGGAGAGUACGCGAAUGGAGCUGGGAUGCGUCAACCUUAUACCAGGAAUUACUCGACAAAACGCUCGAUGAACGCAUACAUGUUGGUCUACAUCCGAAAGUCCAGGAUCGACGACGUUCUUGUCAGCGUUGGCAACCAGGAUGUGCCUGCCCAUCUUGCAAAACAAGUUGAUGAAGAACGCUCCGAGGCUAUCAGGAGGAAAAAGGAGCGUGAAGAGCAACAUCUCUACAUGAACAUCGCCGUUGUAUCUGAUGAUUCGUUUAGGGAACACCAUGGCUUCGACUUGAUGGGCACAGAUUUGGACGCAGGUGACCCAGCUCUCCCAACCACCUACCGAGUGCGCCGUACCAUGAAGGUCGGCGAAUUCACCGAACUUGUUGCGGAAGACAAGGGCCUUGAUGUAGAACGAGUCCGGCUAUGGGCAAUGGUCAAUCGCCAGAACAAGACCGUCCGACCAGACCAGCCGCUACGGGACCCCGAAGAUACCGUCGAAACAGCUGCUUUCAAACUGUCGUCAAGAGGCGUUCCUUUUAAGGUGUAUGCUGAAGUCAGAGAUCCUGGAGAUGAUGGGAAAAUCGCCUGGCCUGAAACGCAAGGGCCGAAUGCAUCUGUUCUCGUCAUCUUGAAGCACUUUGAUCCCAUAACCCAGACACUCUCUGGUGUCGGUCAUGUUUUCGUUAAGAAGCAAUCCAAGGUCUUGGAACUUGCUGGGCCUAUUCUUCAGAUGAUGAAAUGGCCGGCCGGAACAUCUUUUUCAUUAUAUGAGGAAAUCAAACCUUCGAUGAUUGACCAGCUAAAGCCCAAGCAGACAUUCCAAGCUUCUGAAAUUCAAGAUGGAGAUAUAAUAUGUUUCCAACGAACACAUAGUGAAUCAGAACUCGGACCCAAUGCUCUGUACAAGGACGCAAGACAAUACUAUGACUACCUUCUCAACCGCAUCAUGAUAAAAUUCGCGCCAGUAAAAGCUGAAUCUGACGACUCAACCUUCUCCCUUGCUCUCAGUCGCAAAAUGACCUACGAACAAUUCUCUGCCAAAGUUGGCGAACACUUAAAAGUUGAUCCAACUCACCUUCGUUUUGCCCCUGUUGCAACUACCACCGGCAACCCCAAACCAUUUAUUCGACGGAACGUUGCCCAGAACCUUUCCCAGAUCCUGACCACGCAGUAUUCCGCUUAUGGAAACUCAGGGCAGAGAAGCGAUGCAUUAUAUUAUGAGAUUCUGGAGACAAGCUUAAGCGAAUAUGAAACCAAGAAGGUGGUAAAAAUCACUUGGCUUCCUGAAGGAAUCAUCAAAGAGCAACCCUUUGAGUUACUUGUGCCCAAACAAGGAAACGUCACUGAUAUUCUGCAAGGGCUACAACAAAAAGCUAACCUGGAUAAUGAUGUCAUCCAACACGUCCGCGUUUUUGAAGCACAUUACAGCAAGAUGCAGAAAGAACUAACUGACAAAUUUGGCGUCGCUGGGAUAAUGGAUACCAUCUCCCUCUAUGCGGAGCCCAUUCCAGAGGACGAACGCAACAUGAAAGAGGGUGAUUUCAGGAUAAAUGCUUUUAAUUUUGAUAAAGAGCCAAACAGGGAACAUGGCAUACCUUUCAAAUUUGUGGUUAAGCCAGGAGAGAAGUUUAUUGAUACCAAGGAGCGCUUAUCCAAAAGAACAGGUAUCAGAGGCAAACAAUUUGAGAAGAUCAAAUUUGCAGUUGUAUCUCGAGCAAUGUACUCAAAUCCAACAUACCUUGAAGAUGAUGACGUCCUUUCCGAACUCGUCGGCGACUCCGACAGCCAACUUGGUCUUAACCAUGUAAAUAAGAAUCGCAGUUUCCUCUCCAAGAGCGACAAUAUCUUCAUUCGAUAG
Molecule: messenger RNA, 3351 nt
Organism: Nannizzia gypsea CBS 118893
Lineage: Eukaryota; Fungi; Ascomycota; Eurotiomycetes; Onygenales; Arthrodermataceae
Product: ubiquitin carboxyl-terminal hydrolase 21
Exons: 12
Coding region: 1-3351 (1116 amino acids)
Biological process (GO): protein deubiquitination; regulation of protein stability
Cellular component (GO): cytosol; nucleus
Molecular function (GO): protein binding; cysteine-type endopeptidase activity; cysteine-type deubiquitinase activity
Source: RefSeq, a predicted model, not a curated record